Molecule: messenger RNA, 1035 nt
Organism: Suillus plorans
Lineage: Eukaryota; Fungi; Basidiomycota; Agaricomycetes; Boletales; Suillaceae
Exons: 5
Coding region: 1-1035 (344 amino acids)
Source: RefSeq, a predicted model, not a curated record
AUGGAGACCUACCCACAGUUUGGAUCAGUGUUUCAUGCUGCGGUUAAUUCCGAGAGGUCGAACAUACUGCAUAGUCUCAAGGACUGCGCCAGUUUGAUCUUCUCUUCGUUAAAACUCGACCCGACCGUCUUCACUGACGAGGCUGCCAAAAAGAAGGAGAAUGCGCAACUCCUUGCUCUCUUAAAGAAGGAUGUCGGUGGCAAAAAGUAUACAUGUCUAGCCCCCAUUCUGUUCAUGGAUCCUUCUGCUCUAGUUCCAGACGCCUUCCUCAAAACACCAGUCAUGGCCAAGAUCAUCCGAGUUGAAAUAUUCGGGAAGGCUUCGCUGUCUGGGAAGACCAAAGGUCAUCCGAAGGCCAGGGGUCAGCGUUGGUCUACGCAGUGUGUCACAGAAUGUCUGAUCGCAGGUGCUGCUAUUGUGGCGCGUUUCUUGUUAAUGCAUGAUCAAGAGCUCACAGCAACCGGACCAGCCACGAAAAUUGAUUAUGCGCAAGACUUUGAUUUUUACUUGGAGCGACUAUUCAAGCGCAGCCCAUGGGCUACGAGUGUGAUCAACUAUUACAACCAGGAGGUUUUCGGCACGAGCUCAGUCCUAGCUACUAGUGGUACCCCUACUCCACCCUCUGCCUCCCAACCUCACACCUGGGAAGACGACUUCUUACAGCAGUUAGAAGAUCCUGCCUCCGCACCACAAACCAUCCCCAUUCCCGCACCACAACUUCUGUCAUCUUCACACAUCACUUAUGCUCCGACUUCUGCGAGUCGUGCUGACAUGAAUGCAGUCGCCACUGUCAACUACCAGACUGCAAUGUCUAUCAGAAAUCCGGGAGGGCCCGCCACCACCACUCAGCUCCAACUCAAAGUUGACAUUGGUGAGCUCUCGCUGGAUGGCGCUAGAACUGACUUGGCGCCAUCUGCAUCCAAGGGUGUGGACUUGGACGUGGUCCCUGUUGUUCCUUUGGCUCCUCCUCCAGCACUCAAGCGUGUUACACGCAAUGGUGGUGCCAAACUGAGGAAGGUGUCGGGGAGGAAGUAA